Molecule: messenger RNA, 1992 nt
Organism: Sugiyamaella lignohabitans
Lineage: Eukaryota; Fungi; Ascomycota; Dipodascomycetes; Dipodascales; Trichomonascaceae
Gene: MNS1
Product: mannosyl-oligosaccharide 1,2-alpha-mannosidase
Exons: 1
Coding region: 1-1992 (663 amino acids)
Biological process (GO): N-glycan processing; carbohydrate metabolic process
Cellular component (GO): membrane; endoplasmic reticulum
Molecular function (GO): mannosyl-oligosaccharide 1,2-alpha-mannosidase activity; calcium ion binding
Source: RefSeq, a predicted model, not a curated record
AUGACGUCGAGUUCAAGUGAAGACGAGAACAUUUUUGAAGACUGUGAAAAAACUGAGCCAGGACUUGCUUCGACAUCUUCAUCUGCAUCACCGAACAUAACUAGUGCAAUGUGGAGACCUAAUACCGAGCGUCGACCAUUGCCUAUGUACAAAGAUAAACCAGAAAAGACAACUAGAAGAGAAAGUCCGUCAGUAAGAAAAAUCAGGAAAACUGUCGGAUUCAUUGUAUUUUUUACAGGAAUCUUAUACUUGGUGUACAAUAUUGGCAAGGCCACGGCACCCCUUCCUGGUCGAGGAAGAACUUAUAAAGAUAUCUUAUCGUGGGGAUCUAAGCCAAAAGAGCCUGAAACUUGGCCUGAGAAGCAACAAGCUGUCAAAAAUGCAUUUAUCGAUUCGUGGAAUGGAUAUAAGAAGUAUGCGUGGGGUAAAGAUGUUUACCGUCCAGUAAGCAAGACUGGUGUAAAUAUGGGCCCCAAGCCAUUAGGUUGGAUCAUAGUUGAUUCUUUGGAUACUCUGCACAUAAUGGGUCUCAAGGAUCAACUGAAGGAGGCCAGAACUUGGGUUCAUAAAGAUUUGGAUUAUAACAUGGAUUAUGAAGUUAAUACAUUCGAGACAACUAUUCGCAUGCUGGGAGGGAUGCUCUCAGCCCACUAUCUUACAAAAGAUGAUAUGUACCUUGACAAAGCUGCUGAUCUUGGCAACAGAUUGCUUGGAGCUUUUGAUUCGAUUAGUGGUAUUCCAUACUCGAGUGUAAAUUUACAUUCCUCAAAGGGUAAAAAAUCUCAUACUGACUUGGGUGCCGCUUCCACAGCUGAAGCUGCAACAUUACAACUUGAAUUCAAAUAUUUAGCUAAACUCACUGGAGAAUCUUUAUAUUGGGAAAAAGUUGAAAAGAUUCUUAGCAUAAUGGAUGCGAACAAAGUUCGUUCUGGCCUGGUCCCUAUUUACAUCCAACCUGAUACUGGUCAAUUUAGUUCUAGAGUCAUUCGCUUGGGAUCAAGAGGCGAUUCUUAUUAUGAAUAUCUUAUUAAACAAUAUCUACAGACAAAUGAGGAGGAACCAAUCUACAAAGAAAUGUAUGAUGAGUCUGUCCAAGGCAUUAAGGAUCAUUUAAUAAAGCAGUCUACUCCCAAUAAACUUACUUUUAUUGGUGAAUUGAAUACUGGGGUGGGUGGCAAGUUAAGUACUAAAAUGGAUCAUUUAGUGUGUUUUGCAGGAGGUAUGCUGGCUAUUGGAGCUACAAAUGGAUUGCCCCUUGAUGAUGCAAGACGCAAAGGUUUCUGGUCUACAGUUAGGGAGGCUGAUAUCCAACUUGCAAUGGAGCUAACUCAUACCUGUUAUGAAAUGUAUAGCCAAACUCAAACCGGCCUUGCUCCAGAAAUUGUUUAUUUCAACACAGAUAAAGAUAGCACCAGUGACUUUACUAUUAAACGUAAUGAUGGCCAUAACCUUCAGAGACCGGAGACGGUUGAGUCUCUGUUUAUCUUAUGGAGACUUACAAAAAACCCGAUUUACCGCGAGUGGGGAUGGAACAUCUUCAAGUCAUUUGAGCACUGGACAAAGUUACAAGGAGAUGCGGGUUAUGCAAGUAUCAAUGAUGUCCGCAAUACGCCACCUGCGUUCCGCAAUAACAUGGAAUCCUUUUGGUUAUCUGAAACACUAAAAUAUUUGUAUUUGCUUUUUGAUGAUAGCGACGAGCUCUUACCUUUAACUGAUGUCGUAUUUAACACGGAAGCCCAUCCUUUCCCCAAAUUCAGCAUGGACCCCUUAUUCAAAACUGGUUGGAGCAGAUCCAAGAAGGCCACGGCACCAACCCCUGGGAAUGCAGCUGCUGACGAACCUUUGCAGAAGCCUAUUGAUCAAACAGAUAAAAAACCAAAGCCUAUCAGUAAAGAUGAUCGAAAGGAGGCAUCCAAUGCUGAAGCUCGUGCAGAGGAUAUCCCUGUGCGUCAGGUGGGUGCAGCAGACACAGCUCCCUCUAUCUCAGAGUAA